GGCGCAUCCCACAACUCAUCUCUAGACUUUACACACUCACUCGACGCACACACGUCUCGCUCCGCCACAAUGUCGUCUGCAAAGUCCCAAUCUACCCAGCUCCAGUCCUCCCUCUCGACCCUCGUGUCAAACUACAAGUCGAGCGUGCCCGCGCGCGUCAAGCUCAUCGACGCCUUCCUCCUCUUCCUCAUGGUCUCGGGCAUUGCCCAGUUCGGAUACCGCCUCGUCGUCACGAGCCACCCUUACAAUGCGUUUGUUGGCGGCUUCGGCUCCACCGUCGGCCAGUUCUGCCUCCUCGCCGGACUGAGGGCACAGAUUGCCCCAGGCCGCGACCAGGAGUUCAAGGAGGUCUCGCAGGAGCGCGCGUUCGCCGACUUUGCCGCCGCAUCAGUCGCGCUGCACCUCUUUGCGUUCAACUUCCUUGGUUAGAGGUCGAAGCGACGAGUCGGAUCAAGAGAAAAGAGCAUGUUGCAUAGUAGACCUUUCACGCGCCUGCGUCCCCACAAACCUCGUGGCCGCAGUGGCCCUUAGACCUUUGGAUGAUACCCGCCAUUGCAUGGAUGUACAAGACGUGACAAAGU
Messenger RNA from Vanrija pseudolonga, 581 nucleotides. Its product is annotated as Dolichyl-diphosphooligosaccharide--protein glycosyltransferase subunit DAD1. Gene Ontology annotation, cellular component: oligosaccharyltransferase complex; membrane. The record is from RefSeq and is a predicted model, not a curated record. Lineage: Eukaryota; Fungi; Basidiomycota; Tremellomycetes; Trichosporonales; Trichosporonaceae. Gene Ontology annotation, biological process: protein N-linked glycosylation. The coding region runs from base 70 to 429 and encodes 119 amino acids. The transcript has 3 exons.